AUGGCCAAGGACCUAACCACGACAGUCUAUGAGCCCAUCCAGCCCGAGGGCUUGGCUCUCGUUCUGUUGGUGGUGACCAUCAUCUUUACGAUUCUCUCAAUCCUCAUUGCGGGCCUGCGUUUUUGGGUCCGUAUCUCACUAAACGCCUUUGCUGUCGAAGAUUGGUUGAUGCUUGCUGGCCUGAUCCUCAACAUUGCGCACAAUGCCUCGGUCAUUGUUCUCGCAUACAGCGGCAUCGGAUCCCGCGACGAUGUCAUCACCGUCGGCAUGCAGUACAAGAUAGGUCUUUGGACCAUCAUCUGGCAGUUCAUCUACGUCCUCGACGGCGCAAUCAUCAAGUCGAGCAUCAUCUGGACCCUUCUCCGACUCGCCAAGGACCUCAACAAGAUCUACACAAAGAUCCUAUGGGGCCUCUUCGGCUUCAGCUGGAUCGUCUGGCAGAUCUCAUGGCCUGUGGCCAUCUUCCAGUGCAAGCCCGUCGCGGCGGCAUGGGGUGAGCCAGGAGACUGCACCUCUGGACAGACAGUCAUUCUGAGGGUGUCCUACUUUGUCUCGGCCUCCAACAUCUUUACCGAUAUCAGUACCGCAUUGGUGCCUAUGUUUCUGCUCCGCCGCCUCCAGAUGCCCAAGAGGACCAAGCUCAUGACCAUGGGCGUCUUGUCGCUGGGUGUCUUUGCAUCAGUGGCCACCACUAUCCGUAUCACCUAUACUUGGGCGUAUACUGCACCUUCUGGAAGAUUUUGUACGAUUCAUCGCCCCCUUAUCAGGAACAGAGCUAACAAUACUUCAGACGAGAUUGGCAAGAUCGUCUUGCUUACAGUCCUCGAAUGCGACCUCGGUAUCAUCGCCGGCUCCAUGCCCAUGCUGCGCCGUCUCAUCCGCAACCUCGCCCCCUCGUACGGUUCAAAAGACAAAACCCCCGGACGAUCUGGCGACGUCAACCUAGUAACCAUCGGCGGUACAUCCGGUCGACGAACCCACGUGAAGCUUUCGAAUGGUGGUACCAGCAGGAACGACGACAACGAGAACCACUUUCAAGACAAGGAGAGCAACGAUGACGACGAGUCGACCCGCCGUAUGAUACAUAUUACCCGCGAGGUCGAGCAGGAUAGCAUAUCAGGACAGAAUUUGCCUCGUAAUCAUCAGGUGGAUGUUGAGAUCUCUGGCGGCGAUAGACAACCGCCAAAGUCGGACCCCGGCUCGGCACGGAGUUGGAGGCACUAG
Molecule: messenger RNA, 1224 nt
Organism: Fusarium keratoplasticum
Lineage: Eukaryota; Fungi; Ascomycota; Sordariomycetes; Hypocreales; Nectriaceae
Exons: 2
Coding region: 1-1224 (407 amino acids)
Source: RefSeq, a predicted model, not a curated record